ACGCCCUCUCAGAUGAAUGGGGCCGGGUCUGACUGCGAACUACAGCUCCUCUGCCGGAGACCGCGGUGGCCCCGGGGAAGAGCUGCGCUCCAGGACAGUGGCGAUGUUCUGUGCCGCGGCCGAGGAAGCAGCCCGGCUUCCUGGGGUCGCGGUAUAGGCGGGCGCUUUCUCUGCGCGCUCGCUCCCCGUUCCCUGCACCGGCCAUGCGCCCGUUCUUCGCGGUGGGCCUGGUUUUCGCAGGCUGCUGCAGUAACGUGAUCUUUUUAGAGCUUCUGGCCAGGAAACAUCCAGGAUGCGGGAACAUUGUGACUUUUGCACAAUUUUUAUUUAUCGCUGUGGAAGGCUUUCUCUUUGAAGCAGACUUGGGAAGGAAGCAGCCUGCUAUCCCAAUAAGGUACUAUGCUGUAAUGGUCACCAUGUUCUUCACUGUCAGCGUGGUAAACAACUACGCCCUGAAUCUCAACAUCGCCAUGCCCCUGCAUAUGAUAUUCAGAUCUGGUUCUCUAAUUGCCAACAUGGUUCUAGGAAUUAUCAUUUUGAAGAAAAGAUACAGUAUAUUCAAAUAUACUUCCAUCGCCCUGGUUUCUGUGGGGAUAUUUAUUUGCACUUUCAUGUCAGCAAAGCAGGUGACUUCCCAGUCCAGCUUGAGUGAGAAUGAUGGAUUCCAGGCGUUUGCAUGGUGGUUACUAGGUAUUGGAGCACUGACGUUUGCUCUCCUGAUGUCAGCAAGGAUGGGUAUUUUCCAGGAGACUCUAUACAAACAAUUUGGGAAACACUCCAAGGAGGCUUUGUUUUAUAAUCACGCCCUUCCACUCCCUGGAUUCAUCUUCUUGGCUUCGGAUAUUUAUGACCAUGCAGUUCUCUUCAAUAAGUCUGAGUUAUAUCAAGUUCCCGUUGUCGGUGUGGCCGUGCCCAUCAUGUGGUUCUACCUCCUCAUGAACAUCAUCACCCAGUACGUGUGCAUCCGGGGUGUCUUCAUCCUCACUACGGAAUGCACCUCCCUCACCGUCACACUCUUCGUGACUCUACGCAAGUUUGUGAGCCUCAUCUUCUCUAUCUUGUACUUCCAGAACCCGUUCACUCUGUGGCACUGGCUGGGCACCUUGUUUGUCUUCAUUGGGACCCUCAUGUACACAGAGGUGUGGAACAGCUUGGGAGCCACAAAAAGCCAGCCUCGGAAGGAGGACAAGAAGAACUGAGGCCAGUGUCGUACGAGCCACGGUCCGGCAGGGUCACUUUCGUUGAUGCUGAGUGAGCCCCCAGUACUGAACGAGCUGUGUGCCAGGGAAUCCUUGGAAGGCGGGGCCUGCUCAGAUCUCCCAUGGCUACACAGACCAACCUGUGUGGACUCUGCACAGAGAUCCCUUAACCCUGAAUUAGAAAAAAAAAAAGAAAAUAGUACUGUACUAAACAGCCAUUCAUUCGUUAUGUUUUGUUUACAUUUUUCAGUACUGUACUUGUUAAUGAAUCCUGAGUCCCCAGAGCUACUAGUUUUAUAGCCAUGGUCUUGGACAAGAUUAUCCCUUUUGCUGCUGUUCUGAUUACUGAUGAUUCUCUGCCAUAA
Pteropus alecto (black flying fox) is the source of this 1564-nucleotide messenger RNA. RefSeq names its product solute carrier family 35 member B4 (gene SLC35B4). Gene Ontology annotation, biological process: transmembrane transport. Gene Ontology annotation, molecular function: UDP-N-acetylglucosamine transmembrane transporter activity; UDP-xylose transmembrane transporter activity. Gene Ontology annotation, cellular component: endoplasmic reticulum membrane; Golgi membrane. NCBI's taxonomy places the organism in Eukaryota, Metazoa, Chordata, Mammalia, Chiroptera, Pteropodidae. The record is from RefSeq and is a predicted model, not a curated record. The coding region runs from base 204 to 1199 and encodes 331 amino acids. The transcript is spliced from 10 exons.